UGGCUAAUUUUGUAUUUCUAGUAGAGAUGGAGUUUCACCAUGUUGCUUCCCUGUGGGAAAAGGGCUUACAAUAUAGACCACAGGACAAAGUCUGGAAGUUCACUGACACCUGACAGCAUCCUCCACUUCCAGCCCGUCUUGCCUGUGAGUCAGAGAGGAACAGCGCUAGCAGGCAGCGAGCCCCUGCCCAGAGGCUGGCAUGUGAGGGGCACAGCUGUACACACCUGGGCAUGGCUGAGCAGAAGGUGCAGGUCAGGAUUCGGACCAUGCAGACAGCUGCCCACUGGCACAACAUCUGUGGCAUCCCAGGGCUGCCAUGGGGCUCUCGGGCCCUCUGCCUGCACCACAGGCCAUACCCCUGCCCUGGACACAGCUGUUCUCACUGCUGGCCUCUGACCCGACAUUGUCCAGAAGCCCCGACCCAGAAGGUGCUCCCACCACUGGCUGCCCACCUGGACCUGAUCCAGGCCCCUCCCACCUGAGGCCCUGCCAGGAACUGCCCGGCUGGACACAGAGGAGGUUCCUUCGUGGGCACAGGGAAGAGCCUCCCAUGGUCCAGUGGAGGAAGCUGCCCGUGGGGUGAGGAUGAGUCAUGGGUUUGAGGAAUGGCAUGGCGAGGCUGUGGGCGGGGCUGCUGUCUGCCCUCCUCCUACAUCAGGCCCCCGAGCCCACACUGCCUCGGCCUCCCUCUCACUCCAGAGCUCAGAGCCACCCACAGCCACAGUCAUGCCGUGCCUCCUGUACACCCUGGGUAUGGCCCUGGUCUGUAGCAUCCAGGCCAGUGACAUCCCCCAGACCGAGCAGGACCUGGAGGUCUCAAAGUUGGCAGGGACCUGGCACUUCAUGGCCAUGGUGAGCAGCAACCUCUCCCUCCUGGGACCCAGGGAUGCCCCUCUGAGGAUCUACAUCACCUCCCUGAUGCCCACCACCGAGGGCAACCUGGAGAUCAUUCUGCACAGAUGGGUCCCUGUCCCCUCAGAUCCCCUGCCCCAGGCUCUGAGUCAACAGCCGACCCCACAGAGCAGCCUCAGGGAGAACAACAGCUGUGUUGAGAAGAAGGUCCUAGCAGAGAAGACUGAAAAUCCAAAGAAUUUCAGGAUUAACUGUGCAGAUAUGGCGGUGAACGAGGCUACGCUGCUGGAGACUGACUAUGACAAAUUCCUGUUUCUCUGCCUGAAGAGCACCGCUGCCCCCAGGCAGAGCACCAUGUGCCAGUACCUGGCCAGAUCCCUGGAAGCAGAUGCUGAGGUCCUGAAGGCAUUCUUCCGCGCUUUCAAGACCCUGCCCGUGCAGAUAUGGUUCCUCCUGGAAUGGUACCAGGUGCCAGAGCCGUGCCCUAUCUAGGAGAGCUCCUGUCUGGCCCUUGCUGGUGACCCGUGAAACCCAACGGCUCACCUCUACCUCCAGGAAGACCAGACCCCUGCCCAGCCACAGCUCCAGCAUUGUAUGACCUCCUCCUGCCCUUUCAAAGAAUGUCCACAGCACAGAAGACGACGACGUGGCCACCGUGUUCCGGUCCCUUCCUGCUGCACACCUGCACCUCGGGCGUGGGGAGGCUGCUUCCUGGGACCGUGUCUGGCAGAGAUGAUUAAUAAACCCAUACCAC
Molecule: messenger RNA, 1606 nt
Organism: Saimiri boliviensis boliviensis (Bolivian squirrel monkey)
Lineage: Eukaryota; Metazoa; Chordata; Mammalia; Primates; Cebidae
Source: RefSeq, a predicted model, not a curated record